AUGUCAAUGAAACGUUUUGGAAAAGCGGCAUACCGUAUCGCAAACGAGGUCCUGGCACGAAACACAAUAAUCCGACUCUGGUGGCCGCGAAUAUUUCCGAUUUCGCAUAAUUUGGGAGCACAUGUUGUGUUGAGGAAUGCUGGAAAUGCUGGAAGACAGACGACUUUUCGAUUGGUGAGUGGGGGUUAAUAUGAGCAAUGCGGGAAAAAUUGAAAUUAAUAUGAGCAAUGCCUGAAAACUUGAUAAUUUUUUUCCAGAAGAAGAAAUAUAAUCUUGAAAAUUAACCCGCGAAAAUUAGGUUUCAAAAAUUUUAGUUAAACAAAUUUUGAAAAAAAAAUUCGAUAAUGAUUUUCUUGAAAUUUAUUGAUUUCAUAAUGAAGAAGGAAAUUGAGAGCUAAAAAUUGAAGUUCGAAAACUUGGAAAUUUUGGUGAAAACUAUUUUUGGAAAAAAUUCACCUUGAAAAUUGACCCGCGAAAAUUAGGUUUCAAAAAUUUCAGAUAGAAAAUUUUGAAAAAAAAAAAUCAAUGAUAUGAAAUUAUUUUAGAACUUAAAUUCAAAAAAUUUGAAAUUUUGGUGAAAACUAUUUUCCGGAAACAAAUUCACCUUGAAAAUUAUCCCGCGAAAAUUAGGUUUCAGAAAUUUUAGUUGAAAAAAUUUUGAAAAACAAAUUCGAUAAUCAUUUCGUGAAUUUUAUUGAUUGCACAAUGAACAAUAAAUAAGACAAUUUUAGGCACCAAAAAUUAAAAUUCAAAAAUCUAAAAAAAAAUUGGAAAUUUUGGUGAAAACUAUUUUUUGAAGAUAAUUCACCUUGAAAAUUAUUCCGCGAAAAUUAGGUUUCAAUAAUUUUAGUUGAAAAAUUUUGAAAAAAAAUCAAUGAUAUGGAAUGCAUUUAGAAGUUAAAUUCAAAAAAUUUACUAACAAUAGGAAAUUUAGGCCAAACCUACUUUUUGGAAGAAAGUUCACCCUGAAAAUUAACCCGCGAAAAUUAGGUUUCAAGAAUUUUAGUCGAAAAAUUUUGAAAAAAAAAUUCGAUGAGCAAUGGUUGGUAGUGGAAAAAUUUUAGCGCGAAAAUUCAAAAUUCAAAAAAUUUACUUGCAAUAAGAAAUUUAGGCCAAAACUAUUCUUUGGAAAAAAAUUCACCUUGAAAAUCUAGGCCAAAACUACAUAAAAAUCCAAACAUUUUCAGACCAAAUUGAUUGCUCGAAAUGGUCGAAUAUUCCGUCCAUUUUCCUCGAUUCUCAUCGAAAAAAAUCGCCUUGCCAACAACAAAAACCUCCUAAAACAUCGCAAAUUUCAUCCAGUAUUCGCCAAAAGACCCGCGAAAUAUGCAGAUUUUCUGGCGAGAAUUCGCAAAUUAUUCGGCGAAAAUGCGAGAUAUAAUGAGGAUUUGAGAGCCGCUGAGAUGCCGCGACGAAUUGAUGAAUACGAAUUCGGCGAGUUCUUGGGACAAGGCUGUAAUGCGGCGGUUUAUGAGGCGAAAUUGGCGGGGGAAAAUGGAAAUAGCAGAGGAAUUGGUGGAGGAUUUAAUGAGGUGACUGAGAUUUUGAGGAAGAAUUCGAGAAGACCUAGUUCGGAUAUGGAAUUUCGAAUGAAUGUGAGUGUUUUUGGCCUGGAAAUUGUGAAGAAAAUGAGCUGGAAAUGCUGAAAAUCGAAAUUUUCCUCAUUUUUUUUUUUUGGAAAAUUUUCAGAAAAGUGUGUUUUUAGGCUGAAAAUGACAAAUUCGGAUUUUUGGAGAUUCUGAAAACUUGAAAAAUUCGGAAAAUUCGUCAAAUUUUGAUCUGAAAAUAGAACAACUGAAAUUUUCCUGAAUUUACUGUUUUUCAGAGCUUUCGAGCAAAAAAUAUGGGAUUGUCAAAGAGCCACCCCUUGAGAGCUUGUAUGUCAAGGAUCCGCGCCUAGAGAUCCUAGUUCUCAAGUAGCCGCGCCUAGAAAAUUCAAUUGUCAAGGAGUGACCCCUUGAGAGCUGAUAUGACAAGAGGCCAGUCCUUGAGAACUCAUAUGUCAAGGAGCCGCGCCUAGAGAUCCACUCUAGAGAGGAGCCACGCCUAGAAGUCCUGGUUCUCAAGCAGCCACCCCUUGAGAGCCUAGUUGUCUAGCAUUCGCAUCUAGGCAUCCUCUCUCGCAAGCAUCAGCGCCUAGGAAGCUUAGUUUUCAAGGAGCCGCACCUAGAGCGAUUCAAGUUCAAAUUUUCAGCAACUUGUUCAGAUUCCAGCAAAACCCCGCCCAUUUUUUCCAGAAAUACCCGCUGGCCAUCAAAUUAAUGUUCAAUUACGACCACGACAAAUCCGGCGAAAAUCAUCUCUGGGAAACAAUGGGCAACGAAUUAGCCGCCUACCCAAAAGCUCUUCAAUUAAUCAAAAACGGCCAUUUCGGAACAUCUACGAAUUUCCAGCCGCUGCCCAAAAAACAUCCAAACAUCGUGAGAAUCACCACGGCCUUCAUUGAUACUUUGAAAAUUCUACCGGAUGCUGUUGAGAGAUAUCCAGAUGCACUGCAUACUGCAAGAUGGUAUGAGGCAAUUACGGCAACUCCCAAGACUAUGUAUAUUGUUAUGAGGAGAUAUCGACAGACUUUGCAUGAUUAUGUUUGGACACAUCAUCGGAAUUAUUGGACUGGGAGGUGAGGAGAGAUUUUUAGCUCGAAAUUUGAAUUUCUUAACAAAUUUUCCUGAGAUUUUUGCUUGGAAAUCCUGAAAAUCCACUCAUUUCAGCCAAAUUUCAGCCAAAAAAUUCAGAAUUUCAGCCAAAAUUCAAUUUUGCAGAGUUAUGAUGGCACAAUUAAUGGAAGCCUGUACAUAUUUACACGAGAAUUGUGUUGCGCAACGAGACAUGAAAAGUGACAAUAUUUUGUUGCAUUAUGAUUAUGAAGGUGGGUGAAUUUUGGAAAUCUGGAGAUUCUGAAGCUUUCUGAAGGCUCUAAAAUUCUUCUGGAGCCUUCUAAAGCUUUCUGAUGACUUCUGAAGCCUUUUGAAUCUUUCUGGGACAUUCUGAAGGCUCCAGAAUUCUUCUGAAGCCUUCUGGGGGCUUCUGAAGACCUAUCACGGCUUUUGAAGGCUUCUGAAAUUUCUAAAAUGUGCUUUUUGAAGCCACCAAAUUUCUUCUGAAACCUCCUCAAGCCUUCUGGAAUAUUCUGAAGCUUCUAGAAUUUUUCUGAACCCUCUAAAAUUCUUUCAAAGCCUUCUGAAGCCUUCUGACAAUUUCUGAAGUCUCUAGAAUUUUUCUGAAGCCUUAUGGACUAUCCUGGAGCUCUCCGAAACUUUCUGAAUCUUUCUAAAGCUUUCUGAAGCCUUCUGAGGCCUUCUGGGGGCUUCUAGAUGCUUCUGAAGCUUUCUAAAGCCUUCUGGAGCCUUCUGAAGUCUCUAAAAUUUUUCUGAAGUCUUCUAAAGCCUUCUGGGGGCUUCUCAAGGCUUCUGAAGGCCUAUUACUGGUUUUGAAGGCCUCUGGAUGCUUCUGGUGGUUUUUGAAGCCUUCUUCUGAAGCUUCUGAUCUUCUUCCAAAGCCUUCUGAAGCCUUUUAAAGUCUCUAAAAUUUUUCUGAAGCCAUCUAAAGCCUUCUGGAGCCUUCUGAGUCUCUAGAAUUGUUCUGAAGCUUUCUGAAGUCUUCUAAAAUUCUUAUGAAGCUUUCUGAAGUCUUCUGAAGCCUCUAAAACUCUUCUAAAUGCAACAUUUUCAACAAAAAAACUUCAUAAAAACCAAGUUUUUCAAAAACAUCGGAAUAUUUAUACCAAUUUUUCGAAAAUUAAUAAAUAAUUUUGCAUUGCAUUUCAUGAAUUCUCAAUAUGUUCUCAUAAAUCUUGAUAAAUUGUCUAGAAUGCUCCAAACUGCAAUAUGUUCCAAAAACCGCAUCGGAACAUUGUUCGACGUGGAUUUUCUUGAUACCACAGAUUUUAUUACUCCACUUAAACAUUCCUGAUUUUUCGCAUUGUUCAUCAAAUUGUCCCCAAUUCUUAUAAUUCAUCACAACUUUAACUGCACAAUCAAUAAAAAAAUCACUGGCCAAAAAUUUGCGAAUUGGACAAUAGUUUCGAAGAUCGGCAAAAUAUUGAGUGUCUCCUUAUUCACCAUUACAUCUUCUGGAGACUUCAGCACAGUAUUUGUGAUUGUCACAAGCUGCUUGAUCUUUGAGACCAUUUCUGUAUUCUAGUGCAGUAAAAUUAGAUGAUAACGGCAUUCUUACAAUCAUUUGAUUGCAUUUUUGUAGUUCGGACUUGUCACAUGUUGGAUUAGCUGAGAUAAUCGAGAAAAAUGAAAGGAUCACGAAAAUUUUGAGCAUUCUUCUUAAUGAAUUAAUAUAAUAGUUUGAAGGCUUUUAUAAUUUUUUAAUUUUGAACUAUAUUUCGUUUUUUAGCGAAAGAGUGACGAAUCAAUACAUUAAUCAGCGAAGAAAAAUUUGAAAAAUGUUUUUUGUGUCUAGAAUUAUCUGAAAACAACGAAAACCAACAGAAAAUUUCAUAGGAGAACUGAAUUUUGAUUAAUUUCAAUUUGAAAAUAAUUUUCAAAAUCUAAAUUUUCUAUCAAACCCCAAAAUUUUCUUAUAAAACCUCUAAAAUUCUUCUGAAGCCUCUAAAAAUAUUCCUAAGCCUUCUGAGACUUUUUGGAGCUUUCUGAAGCCUUCUGAAGCCUUGUGAAGCCUACAAAAUUUUCCUGAAGGUUUCUGGAGCCUUCUGAAGCCUCUAAUAUUUUUCCAAAGCCUUCUGAUGUCUUAUGAAGUUUGCUAAAGCCUCUAAAAUUUAUCCAAAGCUUUUUGAGACCUUCUGAAGUCUUCUAAAAUCUUCUGGAGCCUUCUGAGACAUUCUGGAGCUUUCUGAAUCUUUUUGAAGCCUCUAAAAUUCUUCUGAAGCUCUCUGAAGCUUUCUGAAGCCUCUAAAAUGUUUCUGAAGCCUCUAAUAGUCUUCUGGAGCGUUCUGGAGCCUUUUGAAGCCUCUAAUAUUUUUCCAAAGCCUUCUGAAGCCUUAUGAAGUUUGCUGAAGCCUUCUAAAGCGUUCUGAAGCCUUAUGAAGUCUCUAGAAUUUUUAUGAAGUCUUCAGAAGCCUUCUGGAGCCUUCUGAAGACUUCUAGAUGCUCCUGAAGCUUUCUGAAGCCAUUUUCCAUUUUCCAGACGAGAUUCCGCAACUCGUCAUCGCCGACUUCGGCUGUGCUCUCGCCACCGGCUCCUGGCUCGUCGACUAUCCCCACGAAGACAUCUACCUCGGCGGAAAUCGUCGAACUCGAGCGCCCGAAAUCCUCGCCGCUCGCCCGGGCCCACGUCAACAAGUCGAUUUCGAGCUAGCUGAUACUUGGGCUGCCGGUGGAUUGAGUUACGAGAUCUUGACGCGCACCAAUCCAUUUUAUAAGCAAUUCGAUGCGGAAACUUAUAAUGAGCAAGAAUUGCCGAUUUUGCCGAAGCGGGUGCAUUUUGUGGCACGUCAAGUUGUGGAGGAUUUGUUGAAACGCGAGAAGAAACAGCGAAUUCGCCCGAAUAUCGCAGCAAAUGCGCUGAAUUUGUCAUUGUUUCGAAUGGGUGAAGAUGUGAAAUCGAUGCUGGAGAAAUGCGGAAUCUCGAAAUUAUCCACGAUUUUGGCGCCGAGCAGGAAAGAGGGGAAGAUUGGAGCGAAAAUGGAAGAGGGAUUGGAUAAGGUGAUUGGAUUGAUUACGGCCGAGACGAUUGUUGGCAAUUUGGCACCGCAUUUGAUUACGAGAGCUGAAAGGCAGGUGAGGAUGGUCUAGAAAAUAAAGGGGGACUAGAAUUUACGGAUGUGGAAAACUAGUCCCUCUUGGAUGUUUUAGGUUAAAAGUGAAAUUCGAGCUGAAAAUCUAAAUUUUUGAUUAAAAAAUGCUCAAAAUUCAUGAUUUUAGAGAAAUUUUCAGUAAAAAAUUUGAUUUUCUAAUGAUUUUCAGCAUUUCUUGAGCUGAAAUUUGCCCUGGAAAUUUGAAUUUUUAUGAAAUCCCAAAACUGUUUUUAAAAAAUUCUGAAAACCCGAAUUUUUCAACAAAAAAAAUCACUGUUUCAAAAUUUUUUAAAUAAAAAAAAUUGAAUUAUUUUAUGAUAUCAUAUUUCUUCAACAGAAAAAAAAUAAUUUUACCCCAAAAAAUAUUCGAAAAACCACAAUUUUUCAAUUCCAAUUUUUUGAGCUGAAAUUUGCUCUGAAAAUCAAUCUAGAAAUCUAAAUUUUUAUGAAAUCCUGAAUUUUUCAACAAAAAAAAUCACUGUUUCAAAACUUUUUGAAUAAAAAAAAUUAAAUUAUUAUUAUUUUUCUUUUUUGAUAUUCCUGCUCCAUUGAUAAUUAUGAGCAAUUUUCAGUAAAAAAUUCGAUUUUCUGAGGUGGAAAACUAGUCCCUUCUGGAUUUUUUCGAUGAAUUGAACGAGGGACUAGAAUUUACAAAAGCCGUGGCCUAGAAACUAAAUCACUGAUUUUUCCAGCUGCGCGCCACAUUUUUGUCUCGCCUCAACCGCGACGAUAUCUGGAAAAGCCUCCAAUACUUCUUCCCCACCGAAAACACUGUAAAUAAUCAUCUGGACUCGAUGGAUUCGGGCUCAAUUGCCACGUUGGUCUCCUCAUUUGCCACGUCAUCGGCUGAAAGUCAAGAAAAUCUGAAAAUCGAACCGAAGAAGAUCUUCAAACCUCAGGUCAUUCGAACCGAUUCGACUGGAAUUUUGCAGAGAAUCAGAUCGAAAUAA
Molecule: messenger RNA, 6657 nt
Organism: Caenorhabditis angaria
Lineage: Eukaryota; Metazoa; Nematoda; Chromadorea; Rhabditida; Rhabditidae
Source: the annotation of a GenBank genome assembly